AUGGCCACCACCGCCACCUGCACCCGCUUCACCGACGACUAUCAGCUCUUCGAGGAGCUCGGCAAGGGUGUUUUCUCUGUGGUCCGCAGGUAUGUGAAGAAAACCUUCACGCAAGGGUGUGCUGCAAAAAUCAUCUAUACCAAGAAGUUGUCUGCCCGGGAUCACCAGAAACUAGAACGUGAAGCUCGAAUAUGCCGACUUUUGAAGCAUCCAAAUAUUGUGCGCCUCCAUGACAGUAUUUCUGAAGAAGGGUUUCACUACCUCGUGUUUGACCUUGUUACUGCCGGAGAACUGUUUGAAGACAUCGUGGCCAGAGAGUACUACAGUGAAGCUGAUGCCAGUCACUGUAUACAUCAGAUUCUGGAGAGUGUUAACCAUAUCCACCAGCAUGACAUUGUCCACAGAGACCUGAAGCCUGAGAACCUGCUACUGGCAAGUAAAUGCAAGGGCGCUGCUGUCAAGCUGGCAGAUUUUGGCCUAGCCAUCGAAGUGCAGGGAGAACAGCAGGCUUGGUUUGGUUUUGCUGGCACCCCAGGUUACUUGUCCCCUGAGGUCUUGAGGAAAGAUCCUUAUGGAAAGCCUGUGGACAUAUGGGCCUGCGGGGUCAUCCUGUAUAUCCUCCUGGUGGGAUACCCUCCCUUCUGGGACGAGGAUCAGCACAAGCUGUAUCAGCAGAUCAAGGCUGGAGCCUAUGAUUUUCCAUCACCAGAGUGGGACACGGUAACUCCUGAGGCCAAGAACUUGAUCAACCAGAUGCUGACCAUCAACCCAGCAAAGCACAUCACAGCUGACCAGGCUCUCAAGCACCCAUGGGUCUGCCAACGAUCCAUUGUGGCGUCUAUGAUGCAUCGGCAGGAGACUGUAGAAUGCUUGCUCAAGUUCAAUGCCCGAAGAAACCUGAAGGGUGCCAUCCUCACCAUCAUGCUUGUCUCCAGGAAUUUCUCAGCUGCCAAAAGCCUAUUGAACAAGAAGUCAGAUGGCGGUGUCAAGCCACAGAGCAACAACAAAAACAGUCUCGUAAACCCAGCCCAAGAGCCCGCGCCCUUGCAGACGGCCAUGGAGCCGCAAACCACUGUGGUGCACAAUGCUACAGACGGGAUAAAGGGUUCCACAGAGAGCUGCAAUACCACCACCGAAGAUGAGGACCUUAAAGCUGCCCCGCUCCGCACUGGGAAUGGCAGCUCGGUGCCUGAAGGACGGAGCACCCGGGACAGAACAGCCCCCUCUGCAGGCAUGCAGCCCCAAACUCCUGAGUGGAUUAUGUUGCGGCCCUCGGGCCCGCCGGAAAUGCUGGGUACCUUGGAAAAACGCCUCUUCGUCUCUUAUCUGGGCUGGAAUUCCUUGUGCCCGCCCUCAAGUCUCCCUUCCACCCAGGAGCACGCCCGAAAUGCUGGGUACCUUGAAAAAACGCCUACAUCUUACUUUGGGUCCACAACCAUUUAA
Elephantulus edwardii (Cape elephant shrew) is the source of this 1443-nucleotide messenger RNA. RefSeq names its product calcium/calmodulin-dependent protein kinase type II subunit gamma-like. Gene Ontology annotation, cellular component: cytoplasm; neuron projection. NCBI's taxonomy places the organism in Eukaryota, Metazoa, Chordata, Mammalia, Macroscelidea, Macroscelididae. Gene Ontology annotation, molecular function: calmodulin binding; calcium/calmodulin-dependent protein kinase activity; ATP binding. Gene Ontology annotation, biological process: protein phosphorylation. The record is from RefSeq and is a predicted model, not a curated record. The transcript is spliced from 2 exons. The coding region runs from base 1 to 1443 and encodes 480 amino acids.